Cooperia oncophora is the source of this 444-nucleotide messenger RNA. The record is from the annotation of a GenBank genome assembly. NCBI's taxonomy places the organism in Eukaryota, Metazoa, Nematoda, Chromadorea, Rhabditida, Trichostrongylidae.
AUGAACCCGUGCAAGUCGAAUAUCUCGUUUGACGACAAGGUUCUUCAAAAAUUGUGGAUUCCGAACACGUGCUUCAUUAAUUCAAAAAACGCUGCUAUUCACGAAUCCCCAUUCAAGAACGUUUUUCUCAUGGUAUUCGCAAAUGGCACACUGUGGACGAAUUAUCGGAUGAAACUCACUGGUCCAUGCGAUAUGAACCUCAAACGGUUUCCCUUCGAUCAGCAGAAAUGUUUUCUCACCUUCGAAUCGUCAGUCAAGUCGCUUUUUGAAGUGGGCCCAGGUUCCAGGUACAACUAUAACACAGGUGAAGUGCGAAUGCAAUGGAAUCAGCCAUAUCCCGUCAUAUUACUGAAACCAAUUCAGCUCCCCGACUUUGAAAUGGUCAACUUUAGUGUUAUUGCGGUUGAACAGGUAACCAUUCCCAUCCUACUGGGAUUGAUUUAG